AUGAAGAAAGCCAGGCCUUGCUGUGUUCCGUUGUGCAAAGGGGAGAAGUUCCCGCUGGUCCACAAGUUCCCGGCGGACAACGAUCGCGCCGAGCAGUGGAAAAAGGUGUUGAACUUGUCCGAAUUUAUAGCCGUACCGCUCGAUAUCAUCCGAAAACGAUACUUUGUGUGUUCGCGACAUUUUCGUGAUUCGGAUUACAAAAACAAGGCCUCCAGGAGCAUCAACAUGACUGCAAUUCCAUCGUUGAAUCUACACGCCCUGACCGAUGCUGAAGGUUUGACGCGAAUCAUACCGCCGGCGAUGCAACCACCCGAUGCGCCGCCGCCAGUCCGAGCCACCCUUGCGCCGCAGCCGCUCCUGGAUGAGCCCCUGUCGAAGUCGGCCGUGGAUCCGAUGGCCGAUAAGGCGGACUCUACCAAGUACCAGCUAAUCGAUUUUAUCGAAGAAACGUUCGCCAGCAAAUCUCCGCCGAGGAUGGACACGACGCCCGCCACGGUUACGGUCGUUAGCAAGCCGAGAGGGAGCAGCAGCUUGCUGGUUCCAUGUUCGCCCAACGUCCAACCGAUCGAGCUGGCGGCGUCUGACAUACGGAGAGUGUUAGUCCAGAAACGCCGUGAAACGGUUAACGCCUCGCAGGCCCCGGUUAUGCCCGCGGAGAAAAUUCGCAAACUCUCGACGACGGUGGCCAGGGAACCGAUCGUGCUGCAAAGGGUUAAAUCAUUGCCGCCGCUGGCGAUACGAAAGUGUUCCACCAGCACGGCGAUGACGCAAACGGAGUCGGAGGACGAUCGGCUACUAGCUGCUGAUAAGCAAAUCGACCAGGAUGAAACGGGCGACGGCGACGAGCCGACGAGCGGCAGUGGGACGACCAAAGUGUUGGCGCUUCUCGAAUGCACCUCGGAGAACCUGCAGCGAUUGCAGCGCAAGCUUCAGGAGCAAGGAGGUGUCUUCUCGCUCGACGAGCGAUUGCUGCGGCUGGACGACGAACCGGACAAGGCCGGCGAUGAUAAUGACAUGGGCUUGACUAAGGCGGACGAUUCGAGCAAAUUUCUGACGAUCCGGAACUCGGACACGCAGGAAACGGUGCGGGUUAGCUACGUAUGGUUGCGCGAUCAUUGCCGCUGCCCGGAGUGCUACAAUGGAACCACCUUUCAGCGAUCGUACUCCAUUCUCGAUCUGCCGGUGGACAUUGAACCCCUUAGCAGUGACAUCAACGAUAACCAGGUCGAAGUUACGUGGUCCGAUGGCCAUCACUCGUCGUACGAUUUGACGGAAGUGUUCGACAAUCAACUCGAGGUCUACCGCAGGCAGCUUAACGAGCGACGGUCACAGCUGGUUCUGUGGGAUCGAGCGCUGAUCGAGAAUCGAUGCUCGCAGGGCAGCGACGGGUAUGCUCGCGUUGCUCUGAACGAUCUGCUCUGCGAAGACGGGGUCAUGCACCAGAUCGUGCGCAGCUUGGUGACGUACGGGUUUGCCUUCAUCACCAGGGUGCCACCGAAUCAGCAGAGCACGGAGAUGGCCAUUAAGCGGCUUUUCCCGGUGCAGAAAACACUGUUCGGUGAAAUGUGGACGUUCAGCGAGAGCAAAAUGGACCACAGUGAUACGGCUUACACAAACGAGUUCCUGGGACCGCACACGGACAACACGUACUUUAACGAUGCGGCCGGUCUGCAGGUACUGCACUGCAUCCAGUUCAACGGCACCGGAGCGGAAACGAUUCUGGUUGAUGGUUUUCGGGCCACCGAAAAGCUACGCGAAGCGGACGAGCCUGCAUUCGAUCGGCUGUGCGAGUAUCCGCUCGAGGCGGAGUACAUCGAGGAGGAUAAACACCAUCGCUACUUGGCGCCCGUCAUCAAGCGGCACUGCUUGACGCGUUCGGUCGAACAGAUACGCUUCAAUCCGUCCGAUCGUGCUGCACUGAAAACGCUGCCGACGGACAUGGUGCCCCAAUUCUACGAAGAUUACCAGCGGCUGGCUCAGGUGCUGUACAGCAAGGAGAUGCAGUGGCAGUUCCAGCUUACGCCUGGGACCGUGCUGAUCUUUGACAAUUGGCGCGUUCUUCACGGCAGGAUGGCGUACACCGGGAAGCGUGUGAUGACCGGAUGCUAUGUGGCACGCACCGAAUAUCAGAGCGUCGCUCGCACGAUGGGUCUUAUCGCUUGAUCGAGUCUACGGGCCCGGAAGGGAAGA
Anopheles cruzii is the source of this 2190-nucleotide messenger RNA. RefSeq lists its product as uncharacterized. NCBI's taxonomy places the organism in Eukaryota, Metazoa, Arthropoda, Insecta, Diptera, Culicidae. Bases 1 to 2163 code for a protein of 720 amino acids. Gene Ontology annotation, molecular function: iron ion binding; trimethyllysine dioxygenase activity. The record is from RefSeq and is a predicted model, not a curated record. The transcript has 4 exons. Gene Ontology annotation, biological process: carnitine biosynthetic process. Gene Ontology annotation, cellular component: mitochondrion.